Messenger RNA from Amoebophrya sp. A120, 1130 nucleotides. The record is from the annotation of a GenBank genome assembly. Lineage: Eukaryota; Dinophyceae; Syndiniales; Amoebophryaceae.
AGAGAAAGGAAGCAGCGGGGAGUCGUGAGUUCCGCAUGUUGAGUCAUGGAAUUCCUUUUUACACAACUUUUUACGUAGAAAAUAAACGAACCGAAGGCCCGCGCGGAGUUUGUGACAAUAAACUCCACGCGAGGACGAGACAAGAUGCGCCUUUUUCUUGUCGACCUUCUUUUUUCGUGACUACGACAAUCAUCACGAUGUGGCUUGUAACCCUGCUCGGCUGCGCCGCCUGCUUCUUGGCAGAGGGCGGGUUCUCGGUCGUUAUUGACCCGAAAUACUACUUGGACCCGUACCGGGUGCGGGCUGAGCUCAAAGUGAUUGAGCACGAACAGAACAAGGCAGGAGUCGCACGGCCAGACUCCGCAGAUGCCGAGCCUCCGCUGCUGCAGCUGAUGCACAGGAAGCAAACCGAAGAAAAGAACGCUGAAACUACUCCGGCGAAACAAACGGGGCCCUUGUUGCUAGAUACCGCGACAUGCGCCAAAUUUGCUACCGAGAUCAAUGCACUGCAGUGUUCCCUGGCGACGCAGGUGACUGGGUACGCGGAGGGAUGCGAAUGCCAGAUGGGCAGCGAAGACGAUUGUCCGGGAUUCAAGGACACAAAAGAACCUUUCAAGGAGUUCUUUACCGCACAGACCGCGGACGUCCCGCUGCAGGGCGUGCGCUUGUGCAUGUACUGGAAGCCGACACCGCCGCAGGACCCGAGCCCGGAAGUCGCGGUGACGAAAGCGGUGACUUUGCGGAAUGCGCAACACCUUCUGGACACCGCCGGGAUCUACGCGCGUGACGACGCGAACGCCGUCCACUCGGGCUGGCUCGUGCGGUGAAGCUGUCUGCGUGCUGUUUUUCAGGGUACAAGUCCAUGUCGCAAAGAAAAUCGCAAACAGGAGAGCACUGUAUGAUGUCAUCCUCCUACCAAAAGACGGAUUUCACUUUUCUUUUCCACUGGUGCGAUAGGCUGUACUAUAUUCGAGAUGUUGCGACAGAACCUGGCCACUAUCAGUUCGGAAGCAACGUGCUUCCGCACAAAGUGCAGCCGCGAUUUCGGUUCCAGUUUAUUUUCGGUGUCGUACCAUUUUUGCCACGAUACGUAAAUAUAAUAGAUCAUCUGUUGCACCAUUGUAGUGCGG